GAGACUGAUGCUACAUUAUCUGAAAAUAACUUUGAAUGCGACAUGCUUGAAGGAGGAAAUGAAACAAAUAAAGCAAACAUAGCUGAAAAUAAAGUUUUAUCAAUAGAUGUAAAGCAAGAUUCAGAAAAUCUGAAGAAAGACUCAACGCCAGAAUUUCCAGCGACUGCGACUUCUAGUACAGUACCAAAUCCUCCUUUUGCAAAUUCAUUCCUUUCCAAUGCUUUUGAAGGUCUAACAUUGCCAGAUAAUAAAUAUGCAAAAACUGUACAAACAGUCAACCCAGUUUCACGUACAUGCCAAAAAUGCAUCAAUGAAUGGAAUAACCUUGAACUUGCAAUUCCCAAAUCAUCAAUCUUAACACCAACUACUUUUAAUCUAUCUAAUACACAAUAUGCAUUUGGUAACAGAAGUACGAGUCAAUUUCUUACUUCUCCAACAUCAGAAAGUAAAGAGUCAGUGUGUGAUAACGCAGAGAGUAGAUCUACGGCUUUGUGUUGGAAUCCAAUAAGAACAUUAUCAAGUCCAACAUUCAAAUUACCUACUGCAUCACAAACUUUGCAUAAUCCUGCAACAUCCGCAUUAUCAUUUUUGACACCAACAACUUUUAAUUUAUCUAAUACACAAUAUGCAUUUGGUAACAGAAGUACGAGUCAAUUUCUUACUUCUCCAACAUCAGAAAGUAAAAGGUCAUUGUGCGAUAACGCAGGGAGUACUUUCUGUCCGCCUUUCUGUUGGAAUCCAAUAAGAACAACAUUAUCAAGUCCAACAUUCCAAGUACCUGCUGCAUUACAAACUUUGUAUAAUCCUACAACACCCAGAUCAUCAAUUUUGGCACCAACUACUUUUAAUCUAUCUAAUACACAAUAUGAAUUUGGUAACAGAAGUACGAGUCAAUUUCUUACUUCUCCAACAUCAGAAAGUAAAGAGUCAGUGUCUGAUAACGCAGAGAGUAGAUCUACGGCUUUGUAUUGGAAUCCAAUAAGAACAACAUUAUCAAGUUCAACAUUCCAAGUACCUACUGCAUUACAAACUUUGCAUAAUCCUACAACACCCAGAUCAUCAAUUUUGGCACCAACUACUUUUAAUUUAUCUAAUGAACAAUGUGAAUUGUGUCGCGAAAUUUCAUGUAAACCUUCCACUUCUGCAGUACCAGAAAAUAAACUUACAGUUUACGAUCCAACAAUAAGAAACCAACAAGAAACAACAUGCAAUACAACACUCGGGAUGCCAACUGCAGUAUCAACUUCAUUUGUCACAUUACCAGCGACACCAAUGGUAUCUGGUGGUACUACUUCUACAAUGCCUACCAGCGAGUCAAGGCGUCUUGUACAUGUACAUCAAACAUAUUUACUUAACGACAAUCCUACUGAACCAGUUGUAAUACCUCCAUUCAAUUUUCCUGCGAAUGUCAUACCUGAUGUAUCGACUCAGAAUCGAGCAUCAAUUGGUUACUCCGAUAAUAGAUUUAACGCAUCUAAUCCGGCACUUCCGCAAUGUACAACUGCAAGUUCAUUUUCUACAUCGCAACCUGUUACAUAUAGUCAACAAUUGUCUACUUCAUCAUCAAUGCCUUUAAUAAGCGCGUUUAAUUUUGCUUCGCCAUCGAGAGAUUGCACAGCUGACCGUGCUUCAAUCCAAUCUAGAGGAUUUAAUUUUGAUCCUCCUAAUACUGAACCAUCGUUCUAUUUUAAUGUUCAUAAAUUCAAUGCGCCUAUUCAAGCACGUCAAGAUACUGCGUCUACUCAAGUACGACGAAAGUGCAAGAAACGUUCUAGAAGAUCAAAAUAGCGGUCAAGUAACAGCGUUCUUUUUAUACAGUUGCUCAUAAAAGUAUUCAUAUUCUUGUAAAAGACACCGUUUAUGAAUAUACUAUAUGUCUAGUAAGAAACAUUUUGAAAUGUCAUUAGUAUUGUAACAAAAUCCGAUUGUCAUAGUUAUAUCGGUAAAUUUUUUAGCAAAUCUGAAAAUAGAUAUUACAAAACACCUAACACAUGUAGAUAUUUUGUACAAAUCAUGAAAGUAUUUAAACAGUCCAUUUUCCAUAUGUAUAAAAUAAGCCUAAAUAUUUACUGGGAUCACUUUUGGACUUAGUGUAGGCAUACCUGAGGAGAUUAUUAAUGCUGUGUGCUAAUCUUUAUUAAAUAUAUGUUUGUAAAUAAGUUUUAUGUAUAUUUUCAGAUUGGUUUUAGGCUUUUCUAUCAUAACAAUAGUAGUUGUAAAAUACUUUUAUGAGUCAUUGUAUCUAUUUCAUACAACCGCGUGCAUCAAAAUGUUUUAAAUAUAUUUGGUGUUCGGAAA
This is a messenger RNA of Bombus impatiens (common eastern bumble bee), 2298 nucleotides long. RefSeq names its product cell wall protein DAN4-like. Lineage: Eukaryota; Metazoa; Arthropoda; Insecta; Hymenoptera; Apidae. Bases 43 to 1788 code for a protein of 581 amino acids. The record is from RefSeq and is a predicted model, not a curated record. The transcript has 3 exons.